AGCGUUAUGUAAGGUAAUGCCAGAUAAAUCGAGAACAAUAUAGCGCGUAGGUGUAUGAUAAUAUCGGUAACAAAACCGCGAUUCAAAUCAAAAAUUACAGCACAGUCGCCUCGAAGAAGUGAUAAAACAUGACAGCGAAUGGUGGCUUGUGAUUGGUCUGAAUGUGCAUGAAAAAAGACGAUCGCGCUUCUCAUUGUCUUCGUUCACAGCCGUCUUGACUUCGCUUACCUUAGUGUUCCCAUCAGGAUAUGAAGGCUAGUUUUGAGCCAAAAGUGGUUACAUCUCAAAGUUUUUGAGUUUACGAUGCGAUCCAAAUCGGUUGCUAGAAGAGUCGCGGCUCAAGAAGGAAGCGAAGAUGAACUAGACAUAUCCACAUCGAACCUUCACACAUCCGACGAGGAGAAUUCGACGGAAUUGAGAACAAUGGUACCGCCGCAAAGUGAAAACAAUAUGGGAGUUAUCAAUUCUGACCAAACGAAUAAUAAUCGAGAAGACAACCCGAAACUCUCCCUUAAAUCGGCCGACCUUUUGUACAACCACGAAAAGUUCUUUAACGGAUUUAAAACUUGUGACUUUUCGCCUCAAUUCGCCUUAGGUAACAAUGUACUGCCGCCCGAAUUAGAAUAUCGCGAUUCCGGUGUGUUCGCCGUGAGUGUUAUACCGAAAGGUGCAAGGUUUGGUCCGUUUCAGGGAAAGUGGGCCGGCGUUCCCCAAGACUCGAGAUAUGCUUGGGAGGUGUUAGCCGGUUCGGGAAUCAGAGGAUGGUUGGACGGAUCGUUGGAGCCCCUUAAUUGGUUAAAACUAAUCAACAGCUCGCCAAAGAAACACCACUCGAAUUUACGCCACUUCUUGCAGAGCGGUCAGAAAAUCCAUUUCCAGUUAUGGUAUGAAACGUGCGUGGACAUACCGGCCGGCCACGAACUAAUCCUAGGAUCCAAAGAACCUUUAGAUCUUCAGGAUAUGUUCGGCGACGCGAACGCGUCGAUCGACGAUUUCGCCAGUAGGGAAACGGGAUCCCAGCAUAGCGGUACUGCAGAUAACGAACGCGAAGAUGAAUCCGAAGACGACACCGAAACACGUUGCUCCGUUUGCGAUCAGCCCUUCAGCGAUUUAGAUAAGUUAGAUGAACAUCUUAUAGUAAAGCACAACUACAGAAAGGACGAGUUUCGUUGCGACCUUUGUCCAAAGUCCUAUUGCCAUAGACCCUGCCUUCUGAAACAUCGGGCGCUGAUACACGGCGAAACAAGAAAAUAUCACUGCGAAAAUUGUACAAAGGUUUUCACAGAUCCUAGCAAUCUACAGAGGCAUAUAAGAACACAUCACGUCGGUGCGCGCUCCCAUGCGUGUCCUGAAUGCGGGAAGACUUUUGCAACAUCGUCUGGAUUAAAACAGCACACGCACAUACACUCUUCCGUGAAACCAUUCCAAUGCGAAGUUUGUUUUAAGGCCUACACACAAUUUUCCAAUUUGUGUCGUCAUAAACGGAUGCACGCCGACUGUCGAAUGCAAAUCAAGUGCGUGAAGUGCGGACAGUCAUUCUCUACCGUAACCUCCUUAUCGAAACACAAGCGAUUCUGUGAUACAACACCACCAACACCCCCCAUGACUACACCGCCAUCACCAAUCAACCCAAUGGCGAUCAACAAUCCCUUUGCAAUGUACAGGCCACCAACUUGCCAUUUACCGCCAUUCUUUCCCAAUCAUUUUCCGGCAUACCCGCCGAUUUUUGCACCGACGGCUCCCCCUUCAUCCUUCAUCAAUCCCUUACUUUUCAAUCACCUUCCCAAGAUCAAACCGAUGGAACAGGAUCAUCUAUCAUCGAAGCGACUUAGGAUGAUCAGUCCGGAACGAAAUUCGCCGUUAAAAGAUCGAACCACUCCACCUCAAAUGCCGACGAUUAGCGCGAAAAUUAGUCCUCCGACCGCCGAAGAAGCCUGCUCAACUUUAAUGCCCUCGCCGGCCAGGCCGCAGCCCGGCUCCGGUAAUAUGAUGUUUAGUAACCCUCGGGACCAAAUCGCGAAAUCAAACGGGUACGACGAGUUUAGCGACGCCCCUCGUGACCUAACUAAGAUCAACGAAGAAAGAUGCCAUAGUAGAUCAAAAUCGUUGAGUAGCGAAGAGGGAGAUCAACCUCUAGAUUUAAGCGUCAACAGAAAACUGUCCCCAAUAAUUACAGUGGACAUCGACGAACCCGUGCGGCGCGAUCAAAUCCUGACACCAAUAAAGAAGGCGAAGGAAGAAGAUAAGAUUGAGGUUGUCGACGUUGACGACAGCCAUAAACCGGUGGAUCCCUACAAAGGCGUGCCGCAAAUCUCGUACCCGCGACCAAUUCAUCCACUGAUACUGGAGAUGUACAGGCCGAAUUUCCACCCCCUUCAAGGUCCGCAAAACAACGAUCGACUUUUACCGCAUCCCUUUGGACCGCGACAUUUUCCCUUCAUCAAUCCACUUCAACAUGCUAGAAAUUUCGAUUUGUUAAGACCAAACUUGCAAAAUUUCGGCGCGGUAAAGCCUUACCACGACGUGAUCCAACAGCAAACGCAGAGCAAAAUGAAGGACCGGUACGCGUGUAAAUUUUGCGGAAAAGUUUUCCCUCGCUCCGCUAAUCUUACACGACAUUUGCGCACGCAUACCGGCGAGCAACCGUACAAGUGUAGAUACUGCGAGCGAUCCUUCAGCAUUUCGAGUAAUCUUCAACGUCACGUUCGUAAUAUACACAAUAAAGAGAAGCCGUUUAAGUGCCCGUUGUGCGAGAGGUGCUUUGGACAGCAAACGAACUUGGACCGGCAUUUGAAGAAACACGAGCAGGACGACGGUAACGGCGGCACCGUAAUCGCCGAUUCCCCUGGUAGUAGCAACGAAAAUGAGAGGGAGGACGCGUACUUUGACGAAAUACGCAACUUCAUGGGCAAGGUGACCUAUUCGGGAUCGAACUUCAACCAGGCGCAGUUGUACAACCCCUCGCAUAACCAUUCCAACAUCGACGUUGUCAGCAAAGAGGAGGACGACUCUGAGAGUUACUCGGACGGCACUUCACCGGUCGACGACUACCCCAAGAAAGUGGAUAUGGGUAUUGUUAAACAGGAAAAGGACGAAAUUCUGAACAAUAACGAUCAGGCGUUAGAAAUACCUACUUAGUAUUAGUGGUACUAGCAUUGUAAGGA
Messenger RNA from Photinus pyralis (common eastern firefly), 3164 nucleotides. RefSeq names its product histone-lysine N-methyltransferase PRDM16-like. The coding region runs from base 304 to 3138 and encodes 944 amino acids. Gene Ontology annotation, cellular component: nucleus. The transcript has 8 exons. Lineage: Eukaryota; Metazoa; Arthropoda; Insecta; Coleoptera; Lampyridae. The record is from RefSeq and is a predicted model, not a curated record.